Ilex paraguariensis (yerba mate) is the source of this 390-nucleotide messenger RNA. NCBI's taxonomy places the organism in Eukaryota, Viridiplantae, Streptophyta, Magnoliopsida, Aquifoliales, Aquifoliaceae. The record is from the annotation of a GenBank genome assembly.
AUGAUAGUGACUGACUCAUACUUAGAAGGGUUGUCAUCAGACUAUGAAUAUUUUUAUGAUAGUGAGUAUGACAUCAUUGAUGAUCAAUUAUAUGAGCCAUUUGUUGAUAAGGAUGUUGAAUUUGUCGGUGUUAACAAGGGGAAAAGGGUUGACAAAGGGAAAGGUGUUGAUAGUGAAAGAGGCACAACAAAGGAUGUUGAUAAUGAUUUUUAUGCCGAAGACUAUGAGAGUGAAGAGUUAUUAAGUCUUGGUGGUUCAUCAUCGGAUGACGAGGAAGGAGGACAUUGUGGAAGCUAUGGAAAAUGCAUCACAAAGUGGUUCAAGGUCAAGCCCCAAUGCUACUCAAUACAAAUCUACAGAGGGCAAACAAAAGUAACUUGUAAGACAUGA